This is a messenger RNA of Calidris pugnax (ruff), 3383 nucleotides long. RefSeq names its product cytochrome P450 2K1-like. The record is from RefSeq and is a predicted model, not a curated record. Gene Ontology annotation, biological process: xenobiotic metabolic process. The coding region runs from base 804 to 2294 and encodes 496 amino acids. Gene Ontology annotation, molecular function: oxidoreductase activity, acting on paired donors, with incorporation or reduction of molecular oxygen, reduced flavin or flavoprotein as one donor, and incorporation of one atom of oxygen; heme binding; iron ion binding. NCBI's taxonomy places the organism in Eukaryota, Metazoa, Chordata, Aves, Charadriiformes, Scolopacidae. Gene Ontology annotation, cellular component: cytoplasm; intracellular membrane-bounded organelle. The transcript is spliced from 9 exons.
GUGUUCAAUACCAGGACCAGAGGCCAUGGGCACAAAGUGAAACACAGGAGAUUUCUUCUGAACAUCAGGAAAUACUUUCUUACCGUGAGAGGGACCGAGCACUGGCACAGGUUGAGCAGGGAGGUCAUGGAGUUUCCUUCCUUGGGGAUAUUCAAAAACCACCUGGACAUAAUCUAGGGCAACUGGAUCCAGCUGGCCCUGCUUGAGUAGAGAGGAUGGACAAGAUAACUUCCAGAGGUCCUUUUCAACCUCAAUCAUUCUGUGAUUCUGUGAUUUGAAGUUCCCAAUUAAUUCAAUGGAAGCAAAGUUAUAUCAAUUCCAAAGCACUUUAAAAAAAAAGAAAUCUCUGUGCAUUAAUCACUUGGACAUUGGCAUUUUGAUUUCAGUUCUCAUAAUAUCAAGGCUGUGCCUGUACUAAUGACGAAAAUAUAUCUAAUCAGUAACCUGAAUAGAAUGCAGACUUUAUAACUUUUAUAGCAAACACCAGGUUGAUGACCUCCUUGAAACCUUGUGGUUUUCCGUGUUCUUGGACUUUCAUACUUGGACAGUGAGCUACAUGCUCAUCCAAUCACACACAUUUGGCUAGCAAACAUUACUUGUCUCUGUAGUGAACUGAGGAUUCAUUAGCAAGUACAAGGGAAGACAACAAAACCAGCCACCAAUUGCAAGAAAAACAUACCCGUCACUGGGAAAGAGGUUUAUGGAGUAGUACAAACAUCUCAGGAAGUUUUUGCUGGAGGACAGAGAUUCAGAUUCCACAUUUUCUUUUUUCUCAUCCGUAGCAAAUACUUGGCUGAAUAGAGAUGGAGUGGAGCAGCUGCACUUCCAUUGGUUUAGUGUUCAUCCUGUCUUUUCUAUCCAUUUUGAAAGUGGGAAUUUUCUGGAAUAACCACCGGAGAAAGAAGUUUCCUCCAGGACCAAGAGCACUACCUAUCAUUGGAAAUCUCCAUAUGUUCGAUUUGAAGAGACCCUACAAAACUUAUCUACAGCUGUCAAAAAUAUAUGGUCCAGUCUUCAGUGUUCAGAUGGGGCAAAGGAAAAUAGUAGUGAUUUCUGGGUAUGAGACAGUGAAGGAAGCUCUUGUAAACAAGGGAGAUGCAUUUUCAGAGAGACCUAAAAUCCCAAUUUUUGAAGAUUUGACCAGAGGAAAUGGGAUUGUUUUUGCUCAUGGUGAAAACUGGAAGGUGAUGCGAAGAUUUACUCUCACAACCCUACGAGACUUUGGAAUGGGGAAAAGGGCCAUUGAGGACCGUAUUGUGGAGGAAUAUGGGUAUCUGGUCGACACCAUUGGGUCACAAGAAGGAAAGCCCUUUGAUGCUAGUAAAAUGAUUAAUGCAGCAGUUGCUAACAUAAUUGUUUCAAUACUACUUGGAAAACGAUUUGACUACAAAGACUCCAGAUUUGUGAGGCUUCUACAACUGACCAAUGAAAACAUGAGACUUGCUGGGAAACCUCUGGUUACGAUGUACAACAUCUUCCCAUACCUUGGAUUCCUCCUAAGGGCUAACAAGGCUCUUCUCAAAAACAGACAUGAAUUCAAUGAUUAUAUACAAACUACUUUUGUCGAAAACCUCAAAACCCUGGACAAAAAUGAUCAAAGAAGUUUUAUUGAUGCUUUCCUGGUUAAACAGCAGGAGGAGAAAUCCACUACCAAUGGGUAUUUCCAUAACGAAAACUUGCUAAGCUUGGUAAGCAAUUUGUUCACUGCUGGUGUUGAGACGAUUUCCACCACACUAAACUGGAGCUUUCUGCUGAUGCUGAAGUACCCUGAAGUUCAGAGAAAGGUCCAAGAGGAGAUAGAGCGAGUGAUAGGGUCAAACCCCCCCCGGAUUGAGCACCGAACUCAGAUGCCAUAUACGGAUGCUGUCAUCCAUGAAGUUCAGAGGUUCGCUAAUAUCCUGCCAUUGGAUUUGCCUCAUGAGACUGCUGCAGAUGUCACUCUCAAAGGCUAUUUCAUUCCCAAGGGAACCUACAUCAUCCCCUUACUGACCUCUGUCCUGCAUGACAAAUCCCAGUGGGAGAAACCAGACAUGUUCUAUCCUGAGCACUUUCUUGACGCCAAUGGAAAAUUUGUGAAGAAAGAUGCUUUCAUGCCGUUUUCAGCAGGGCGGAGGGUCUGCGCCGGUGAGACUCUUGCCAAGAUGGAGCUCUUCCUCUUCUUCACCAGCCUCCUGCAGAGGUUCACCUUCCACCGUCCCCCUGGAGUUUCUAUCUCAGACCUGGACCUCAGCCCUGCUAUUUCAUUUAACAUCAUCCCCAAACCCUAUAAAAUGUGUGCCGUAUCACGUUCCUAGAGUUCUACUCAGCACCAGUUGGUUUUAAAAAUGUUUAAAUUACUUUUUCACUAUAGCUGCCUUCUUAAUUCUUUGGCCAAAAUAAUUCACAACAUUACACCUUAAUGAAGGUUUCCAGUAGUUCUAAAACAAAAUGGUGUUCUUUUAUUUUUUAUUUAUUGGGGGAGGGCUGAAGUGGACCAGAAGCGUGUGGACUAAUUGAUGAGUCACGGAUCAACCUAUUAGAUCGCCUAACCUGGAGUAAAUGAUACAGACCCUCAGCUUUCACAUUCUUAUUUCAGUUUUCAUUUGGUAAUGUGUGUUUGUUGAAAGCAUAUCUCUCAGAAACACUCCCAAGUGCUGGUUUCUCCAAAGAGACAUAUAGACCAUGAAGCUGUGCUCAGCUUCUGCUAUCCUGCUCAAAGAUAAGCACUGCAGAGCCUCUGUGGUGACUGUGGGAUGUUCAGAGCUUCAGGUCUUCAGAACAGAAGGGUUGUUUAAGCUUGGCAGGUAGGUCGGUUUGAAGCUGGGUUGGAUAUACCAAUGUUCUCCAAUACCUCACUGUGGCUUCUCCCCCUGGCUUUUCUCCUCCAUCCUUCCCCUCUUCAGAAGCAUUCAGUCUCUGCUUCAGCCUAGGCAGUAAUCAGUGCUGACCCUCUGUGGCAUGCCAUAAAGCUCAGCUUUUCUUACGUUAGCUAUUUUACUUGGCACUAGAAGGAAAAUAUUCCCUGUUCUGCCCUUUCUCCUGAGAGUGUGUAUUGAAACAAGACAUUCAUUCCUUUUCCUUGAAGGAGACCCUCCUCUGAACUUUCCCUUUCAUUCAUAUGCCCUCUGAAGCGCCAACUGUGCCAACCGUACAUCCUCAUUAUUGGGUACCAUUUUGCAUCUCAGGGGGAACAACUUUAAAACAACAGGGCUGCUGCACUGUAAGUUGGAAUACUCCAGAUCCUCACAGUCUCUGUUGCUGUUGUGAGGAAAACAAAUAUCACUUACAGGACAUUUUCAUCGUGAUCUUAUGUAUGCCUGUCUUCUGAGCCAUGUUUGCAGUUGGAGAAGGUGAUGUUUUUCAUCAGUUAGCUGAUAUCUGUGAAAAUUACAUUUUAAUUAGCU